CGGGCCGACCUAGAUCGGGUCCGCUCGAUGCCGCCCGAAGCGCUCGCCGGCGCCCGCCCAGAAUAGACGCAGCACGUGCGUCGGCCGCGACACACGCCCGCGCCCGCUCCCUGCCCGGCUCGCGCUCGGCUCGCGCUCGACUCGCACCCGGCCCGCACCAGCAGCGUCCCGCUCACCGCACACGCUGUCACGCUAGACAUCUAAAGCCACGCUCUCAUAAGACAACCAUGUAACUCGUGUUGUGAUCCCCGCGUAAAUGGACGACAAAACUCAAGUCGAAACUCUACGUAAACUAUUAAUAAACUCGUUAACGUGAAAGUAUUUAGUGACUGAAUGUUUACUGUGCUCCGGAAUCGUAGUGGCCUUGCUCGUUAUCUUUUACCGGGAAAGCUUCCUGAUACCGUUUGGUUUGGUUGAUCUUUAUCUGUCAUAGAUUCGUGUUUAGCCUAUUAGCAGCUUAGAGUAAUAUAUUUUGUGAUGUAUCGUGAAGAGCCUUAUUUAUGUAACAAACACUGAAACGAUGUGCCUUAUCCUGUAAUAUUCGCGUAGUUUAACGAAACGGAACGCAAUAAAUAUUUGUAAGCGAGUGUGACUCACCGCCGCAGAUAUGCAAAGUUUCAAGUUCGUGUUAGUAUGUGCAUUACUGUUUGUACCGGAGCCUGCCCCCGCCUGGAAGGCAGACACAGUAAAAGUAUGGGCGAGAGCGCUUGGAGAUGAACUAUGGAAGUUAAGUGAAGCUCUCACAAAAUCAGAUCAAAUCAGAAUCAAAUACAAACAAAUGAAUGCGAGCGUGAAAAGUAAAAAAGGAAAACAAAUAUUGGAGUCUUCGCUUCGUUCUGUGAGCAAUAUGCUCACUCGCAAAAUCAAUGCUGUCAAGUGCAUUCAUGCGACAGCGGAAGAUUUGGCGAGAAACUUCAACUAUACUUAUGAUAGAUCUAUUCCUUAUGACUAUUGUUCAGCAAAAUAUUCAAAGUUCUUCUAUGAAGAUGAAAAUGAUGAUCCAGAUCCCGACAGUGAGGACAAACUGCCGAAGUAUGUGUUAAACAGCACACACUAUACCAACGUGUCGCUGGAGAAAGAUUCACAUUUCUACAACAUCAAUGUUAACACGAAUACCAGUUGUGUUCACGUUCCCACAAAUAUUUUUGAUGAAGAAACGAAUGCCCGGAACGCUAUCUUAUGGUCAAAGGGUCUAAAUGAUAUAUUUUUAAAAAACUAUAACUCCGAUCCGUCUUUAUCAUGGCAAUAUUUUGGUAGUUCACAUGGAAUUCUACGUUUCUACCCUGGCAUGAGGUGGAACACUAAAGAAGUAGAUACAUACGAUUGCCGUGUGAUGUCCUGGUACAUUGAAGCCGCGACUUGCUCCAAAGACAUGAUUAUUCUGUUCGAUGUCUCGGGCUCGAUGACUGGAUUUAAAAACUACGUAGCAAGAAGAACACUACGAUCACUACUGGACACACUAUCAAAUAACGAUUACGUGAAUGUGUACACGUUUAAAAACACUACAAACUUUGUAGUCGACUGUUUUGUAGACUUAGUUCAAGCAACUCCCGAGAAUCUAAAGACUUUAACUGAUACCCUUGAGCCGACGGACGAAGGAAAAACACAUAAAGUGCCCCUAGAGGGUUACGCAAAUUUGACGAUGGCGUAUAUUAAAGCUUUUACAGCACUUAAGGCGAGACGAGACAAGUGCAACGUGAGCAGUACGCAAGGUUGCAACCAGUUGGUGAUGGUGAUCACAGACUAUGUACCGGGGAACUUGACUGAAGUCUUUGACCAGUACAACCGGGAGGUCAUCGGAGGGAAGACGUUCAUCCCUGUGAGAGUGUUCACUUAUCUCAUCGGGAAAGAAGUUACUAAUGUUCGCGAGAUACAGUGGAUGGCUUGUCUGAAUAGAGGUUACUUCGUGCACAUUCACUCAGUGGAGGAGGUGCAGCAACAAGUGCUGAAGUACAUCAACGUCAUCGCGCGCCCCAUGAUCCUGGAGAACAAGGAGCCGCCUCCCACCUGGACACACGCCAAUAUUGACUCCACGCGAACCAGCAAAUGGGGUGUGAGUGGUGAUAUCUCAAAGCCUGAUGAAGACAAACUGGUGACAUCGGUGGCAAUCCCAGCGUUUGACUAUAAGUACAAUGAGGAGAACAACGAUGCUCUAUUGCUUGGCGUCGCUGGAACUGAUGUGCCUAUAGACAGCAUCGCCAAACUUGCUAAACCACAUCAGUUGGGUGUGAACGGGUACUCGUUCAUCGUCAGUAACAAUGGCUAUCUGUUGCUGCACCCACUGCUGACGACUACUAUAAACGGCGAUCUCCAGAAGAACUAUAACAGUGUGGACUUCGUGGAGGUGGAGCAGGUGGACGAUGGGAAGGGAACCCGUGACCUUGGGGAUCAGAUCAAGAAUCUGCGGAACUAUCUCGUGGAAGGUGUGGAUGGGAACAUGACACAAGUGCCUGUACUCUACCAUUAUGACAACAUGAGGAGAAUAGCUCGAGUGAGCCACGAUUACUUCUUCAACAAACUGGAAGGAACACCAUUUUCCAUGGGGAUUUCAUUGCCGAAGGGAUAUGGUGACACUGAACUUCUGCUCAAGGAGAAUCCUUUGGAGGCGAAGCAAGGAAAGGAACUGACUGGCAUCAACGUCACUGAUUACUUCAGAUAUAGCUUUAGGGUACAUCCAGAUUGGGUAUACUGCAAAUACCACUACUUAGAAGGUCACGAGUCGUCAAACUCUGAGGAGGAGGCGUGGAAGUUCUUAGUUGGACUGUCCAAGAACGAAAUAGAUAUAACCAAGCAACAAUAUCCAGAAAACGAGAAUAAGACGAAAGCUUUCAGCUUAGACACACAUUGCGGCAUGACCCCUUUGGGAAAAGACGACUACUAUUGUAACGAGGACUUGGUGAAGCAGUUGGUGUUUGAUGCGAAAUUAUCAGCUCCAUACUUUGAGAACUGGAUAGCAACUGAUGAGCAAUGGGACUUGGCUCGCAAGUACAAUGUGAGCGUUCGGUUCAUAGCCACGUCGAGUGGUCUGACCAGGUGGCAUUACGUCUUCGAUACAGACAAGAAUGAAGAAGUUGAUGAUCACGGCAACAGGAGGAAGGAAUAUGAUGGAAACGUUUUUGGAGACAUCUACCACAAUACCAUUGAAGAGACUUGGUACAAGGCAGCAGUGUUACAGCAUAUGAUCAACAAGGAAUCCUUAGUCGUGGCCACACCUCUCCCAGUCCUCGAUGACAUCAUCAAGAACCCUCCGAAAGUCAUUAAUGAAGAUGGAGAUAUAACCCUGACUGCAAGCUACGCGAUCUUCUAUAAGGACGAAACAUCAGAAACACCAGCAUCUGUUGUCGGCUUCCAAUACUCCUAUUUGAAGUUCUAUGAAAGAUUUUUGGAAAUAACCAAUAUUUCUUUGGAUGGUUCUAAGGAUCCAACAUGUGAUCCGAAUUCCGACAAAUACGACUGUUACGUCAUCGACAGUUCUGGGUACAUCGUGCUGACUAAGGAUAAGGAGAUCAUUGGCCAGUUCUUCGGGACAGUUCAGAAACAUGUGUUACAGUCAUUCCUUGAGUUGGGAAUCUACGACCAUGUCGAGGUGUUCAACUACCAGGCUCUCUGCCCACUCUCUGCUUUGAUCAAGAAAAGUAACUCUUGGACCUUGCGCACGCCUUUUAGUUUAGCAUUCAACUUCUUCCACUGGCUGGUGACGGAGGCUCUGCUAUUACUCUCCAACCUGUACAACCCGAGUGACUACGCGCACGCCGCCGUCCUCGACGACCAUGACUAUAUCGAUCUAAUCCACCACGGGUACACAGAGGCGCCCACGACGACCGCAGCACCAAUGCCGGAGAAUGAAACAAUCACACAAAAAGAUGACAAAGAUGAGAGCCCUUUCUCCUGCGACCAUAGUAUCACACUUUUUAUACUGAAUCAGAAAUAUUUCUUGGAUGCCGCGGGAGCUUCACCCGUCGUUCAGAAGGACGAGGCAGGGGACUGUUGGCCGGCGUACUGGGCUGCGUAUGUGCCUAAAACGAAUUUGCUCCUCGUGGUUGUUGAGAAGCAGGAUGAUUUCGCCGCGAACUGUACGGAGCCGCCCGACACGAAGCCGCAGCCGACGCUCAUGUCCACCACCAGCCGGGAGCCCUGCCACAAGCUGGAGCUCGGAGCUCUGCACAGGCGACGACUAGAAGGCUGCUACACUUAUCAUGAUGGGGAGCGGAAUAUCACAGCGUGUGGUAUCGGCAGCAUCGCCGGGCUCGACGUGGCCGUCCUGUUGUUCGCCGCGGUCAUGGCGGUGCUGGCCAAGACCAGCUCGUGACGCGGCGCACCUCAUACAUUUGUACCUUUGUUACUUUGCCAAUAAAACUUGUUGCACCAGUA
Spodoptera litura is the source of this 4371-nucleotide messenger RNA. It is a transcript of the gene Ca-Ma2d, whose product is annotated as Ca[2+] channel Muscle-specific alpha2/delta subunit. Gene Ontology annotation, cellular component: voltage-gated calcium channel complex. Gene Ontology annotation, molecular function: voltage-gated calcium channel activity. The record is from RefSeq and is a predicted model, not a curated record. NCBI's taxonomy places the organism in Eukaryota, Metazoa, Arthropoda, Insecta, Lepidoptera, Noctuidae.